UCGAGACAGAACGAACUCUGAAAUUGGAGAAGUGGCACAGACUUUGCACUCCAAAUAAAAUAAUUGGUCUUAUAAAGUCGUUGAAAGUCAUAUCAUGGCCCUGACUCGAGGAAUCUUCAUUGUCGGUGCCAAGCGCACUCCGUUUGGUACCUUUGGUGGUGUUCUAAAGGAUAAGAGUGGUACAGACCUUGCUGAAGUGGCGGCCAAGGCAGCACUAGCAUCGGGCAACAUCAACCCUGAAAUCAUAGAUACCACUGUCGUGGGAAACGUAGCACAGACAUCGCCAGAUGCUGCUUACACCGCCAGGCAUGUUGCACUCCGUUGUGGGGUACCCAUGUCGAAGCCUGCCCUCACUGUUAACAGACUGUGUGGGUCCGGGUUCACUUCUAUUGUAACAGCUACGCAGGAGAUAUUGGCUGGUGAUGCAGAGGUCGCUCUGACAGGGGGAACGGAGAAUAUGAGCAUGGCUCCCUACACCCUGAGAGGGGCAAGAUUUGGUACCAAACUUGGUGAAGAUCAGAAGCUUGAGGAUACCCUGUGGGCUACCCUCACUGACGCACACAUCAAGACACCCAUGGGCAUCACGGCAGAAACACUUGGAGCUAAGUAUGAGGUCACGAGAGAAGAUUGUGAUGAAUUUGCUUUACUUGGUCAACAGAGGUGGGCUGAAGCCAAUAAGGCAGGGAUCUUUGAUGUUGAAAUGGCACCCAUCGAGCUCGCCACCAGGAAAGGACCAAAAUUGGUCACAACCGACGAACACCCUCGGGAGACCAACAUGGCUCAACUUGCAAAGUUACCGCCGGUUUUCAAGAAGAAUGGUCUGGUCUCGGCAGGGAAUGCCUCGGGUAUCUGUGACGGAGCUGGAGCGGUGAUCCUAGCCAGUGAGGAAGCAGUUACCAAGCACAACCUCACUCCACUUGCCAGGCUUGUCAGUUAUAACGUUGCCGGUUGCGACCCUAGCAUCAUGGGUAUAGGACCGGUAUAUGCUGUAAGGAGUGCCUUAGAGAAAGCCGGCCUGACGCUCGAUGAUAUGGACCUUGUCGAAGUCAACGAGGCCUUUGCAGCACAGUUCAUCGCAGUGGAGCGUGAGCUGGGCUUGGAUCGGCAGAAGACCAACGUCAACGGGGGCGCAAUCGCUCUGGGUCAUCCCGUCGGGGCCUCUGGUUCGAGAAUCACAGCACAUCUUGUCCAUGAGCUAAGACGGAGAGGCAAUAAAUACGGUGUUGGUUCAGCGUGUAUCGGUGGCGGACAGGGUAUUGCUGUCAUCCUAGAAAGCCUGGAAUAAUAGCCUCCGUCUUCAGCAACAACCUCUAGACCAAACCAUCCAUUUCCACAACAAAUGCAAGCCCUACAGAGUAUAGUAAAUAAUAAUUUUAUUAUUCAUAAUAUGCAUAAGACAUACAUUGUACGUAUCUAGGGCUUAGAGAUUUAUUAUUACCUGGGCUCCGUAACACAAAGACUAGCGAUCAAUCGCUAAAUGAAUUGACCAAUCAAGAUUGAUGUUACACGCACAUUUGGCGCAAAAUACUGACCAGAAACCAAUCAGAAGUGUUCUUUCACAUUUGCUAUUCAUCGCAAACCUUUGUGUUACGGAGCCCUGGUCAUUGGAUUCAAUCAGUCAUCCCCGCACGCAAUGUAUGCACAUCCUCCACUCCCUGGUGAGUAUACCAGCCAGUUGCCGGUGAGGUGCAUACAGUACUAAGCAAGCAACAAUGACGUUCACAUCCUUUCGGGUACCCAUUUGCACCUUCGUGGGGAGCGGCGAAGUGGUGAUUGAUGCCUUUUCAAAGGAUGCCAGGCCGUGAUGAGAUUUGAACACACAGCCCUCUGACUCAGAACCACUUUGCCACUGCACUUCCAAAGAAGCAACAUUUAUAUUUUUGUUCAUUAAAGGAAUUCCAACUCAAAUGAUGAGUUGUCUUUAGAGGAAACGACAAAAUCAGACAAAUAGAUAGGUGAAAGUGUGAAGAAUAUUUGAUAAAAGAGAAAGUUAUGAAUUUUUGUACACAAAGUGGUUAAAAUGUAAGUUUUUUUUUCAAAAGUUUCACUUCAAAUUAUAUGUAUAAAUAGUUGAUUACUGCCCGAUGUGAAUUGGCACUUACGUGAAAAUCUCUGGUAAUUGAGUAGAAUCUAUGGAGAAGGUGAACUUGCCACUUGUCAGAAUUUAUCUCCCCAGUUACCAAAAAUGUAAGUGAUCUCAUUUUUUAAAUGGCCAUAACUGUCUAAUACCUUGUCGGAUUUCUUUCAAACUUUCACCAUGCUAUUUUUCUGAUUUUUUUCCUCCUCGUACACAAUUUUUGACGAAGGUUGGUUUCCCCUUUAAAGUGGUUGUCUCACCUGGGCUCCGUAACACAAAGGUUUGCGAUGAAUCGAAAAUAUGAAAGAACACUUCUGAUUGGUUCCUACUUCCUAGUCAGUAUUUUGCUACAAAUACGCGUGUAACAUUGAUCUUGAUUGGUCCGUUCAUUUUAAUAGCGAUUGAUUGCUAAUCUUUGUGUUACGAAGCCCUGGAUGCUAUUGCCGACUUCCGAACGUCGAGCCAUUUCCUAACUAAGUCAUAAAAAAUUGCUAGAAAUACUAAAAGAUUUAUUUUUGGUAAAUAAUGCAUUUUCUUUCUACUUUGAGCCGUAAAGCAAUUCUCGAUAUCAUGUAUAGAAUGCUCGCUAUUAAGAAAUAGAAUUUUAUGAAAAAAUGGCGUGCCAUAGUUUAACGUACAUGCCGCGCUAAAUGUGUGACCACCCGACGACACUAACUCGAAAUCAAUUAGUAUAGAUGAUUGAUACGCAAUAUCCUAUAUUAAUCUUAUUCUUGGACAAAUUUUAUUCUUCUUCAGAAGAAGCGUGAUUGUCUGGUUCUUUAUGUAUUAAAAGUGUAAUGAAAUGUAUUCAAAAUACCUUUAACUCUCAGGAUUAUUUUGGAGUUUCAGAAAUUCCUUCCAAAUCAAUUCUAUUAUUGUCUAUUUCUUCUGUUCAAUGUCUUGUCUGUUAAGUUAUAUAUAUAUAUUGUUGAAAUUCAGUCAUUAAACUUUCUAGUGAAUGUCUUUACAGAAACUUAUAUUGCAAUGGAGAUUCAUGUCUUUUGGAUAGUGACAUUAAAGGUCAAUCCCAAAGGUAAAUAAUCAUAUCUGAUUAUUACAAGUUCGUAAAAACUCGAAUACAGGGUCAUGAAAUUAAUGUGGUAUUGAUUUGACAAAUCUUUCAAGCAAAUAUCAUGACAGAAUGCAUGCAUGCAUAUCAAGUUCUUAUUACAACGGCAGCUAAGGGCAAGUCGGCUCAAAAACUGUUUUCAUACUAAAUUAGUUAAUAUGUUAUUGCCUAAAUUUCAAUUGAAUAAUAAGAAAGAUUUUAUGGAAGGGUCAGGCCCCGUUCCAACCCCUUCCCUUCCUUCUAAAUCAGUAUUGCAUAGGAAAUGGUCGGACAUCAAAUUUAAGUUCUGUGUAUUGAAAGAAAUAUAUUACUAUUACACCAUGUUAAACAUGUGUAGUUAUGAAAUGAAUACAAUUAAAUUCAUGAAAAUUAAAAUGAUAUAUAACCAUA
Lytechinus variegatus (green sea urchin) is the source of this 3536-nucleotide messenger RNA. RefSeq names its product 3-ketoacyl-CoA thiolase, mitochondrial-like. Gene Ontology annotation, molecular function: acetyl-CoA C-acetyltransferase activity. Gene Ontology annotation, biological process: fatty acid beta-oxidation. Bases 95 to 1285 code for a protein of 396 amino acids. The transcript has 9 exons. The record is from RefSeq and is a predicted model, not a curated record. Lineage: Eukaryota; Metazoa; Echinodermata; Echinoidea; Temnopleuroida; Toxopneustidae.